CUACAGUGCAAAAUGGCGGCGAGCACAAGCACAGAUAUAGCAGGUUUUGACUGUCCGUCAUGGGCAGGGAAGCCUCCACCCGGACUCCAUCUGGAUGUGGUUAAAGGAGAUAAAUUAAUAGAGAAGCUGAUCAUCGAUGAAAAGAAGUUCUAUCUGUUUGGGAGGAACCCUGAUCACUGUGACUUCACAAUAGACCAUCAGUCCUGCUCGCGUGUUCAUGCGGCGCUGGUUUACCACAGACACCUCAAGAGAGUCUUUCUCAUAGACCUGAACAGCACCCAUGGCACAUUUCUGGGCAGAAUUCGCCUCGAGCCUCACAAACCUCAGCAGGUGCCGAUCGACUCGACUAUGUCGUUUGGAGCGUCGACGCGAGUGUACACGCUGAGAGAGAAACCACAGACACAGAGCAGCUCUGCUACAGGAGACAGUAAAGGAGUGGAGGAUGAGGAGCUCAAGGGAUUACUGGGACUGCCAGAGGAAGAAACCGAGCUUGAGAACCUGACAGAGUUCAACACUGCUCACAACAAGCGCAUCUCCACGCUGACCAUCGAGGAGGGAAACCUGGAGAUCCAGAGACCCAAGAGGAAGAGGAGGAGCUCACGUGUAUCCUUCAGUGAAGAAGAGGAAAUCAUCAACCCUGAGGACGUCGACCCCUCUGUAGGCCGCUUCAGAAACAUGGUGCAGACAGCUGUGGUCCCCAUUAAGAAGAAGAAACUGGAGGCCCACGGUACAAUGGGACUGGACGACAGCAUAGCACGCCGGUUACAGAACUUCCCUCUCAGCGCUGGGCUCUAUGGCGACCUGCCGCCCACCAGUCAUGAGGCAGGUGGACAAGGGGGUGGAGCUCAGGGGGGCGGGUCAUCUGCAAUGCUGGCCGGGAUGCCACACCCUUUCCCCAACCCCGCCCCAGAGGUCAAUCUCUCGCCCACCACAGUGCAGCCCCCUGUCAUGCUCAACCCCACCCCUGCUCCUGGACCCUACUCGGCUGAACCCGUCAACGAGCCACGCAAGAAAAAAUAUGCCAAGGAGGCGUGGCCUGGCAAGAAGCCCACCCCCUCCCUGCUGAUCUAACAUGUUUUACUAUAAAACAGGAUAGCCAGAUCCUGCAGACAUCAGAUUUAAAGAUGACCAUUACGGAUAUCUGCCUUGGAGUUUGGAGUACUUUUAUUUGAGGAAUUGUUUCCAUGCGAUAUUUUGGACAAAUUAGAUACUUCAGCGUUACCUGAUACAGGUUGAGGCAUUACUGUAGGGAUUAUUGGUUUGGAAAAUGUGAGGCAUCUACAGAAACUGUUGGUGUUUCAGGAAGUUGGUGAAUUUCACAAAGAAAUGUCUAGGUCAUAUUUAACCCCAAAUCAGAAGAAAGUAUAUUUUGCAUAAAGAAAAUAAAGCUUAUUUUUAGGACCAUUAUUUUUACGUUUGUAACAUUUAAGCACAUAUACCUCUCAAUUGAUUUUAUCAGCAUAAAUUAACAUUUGAAAACACAUUAAUUUCACCUCAUCCACAUAAAUUUGAGUGUUUUGACACCGCUCCCAUUUUUCCAGAAUUUGGAGUUUUCAAAUGAAAAUGGAUUUGUUGAUUUAGCCUAAAGGAUAUCAAUAAUUUACAAAGAAAAUAUAAAAAAAUGUCCACAUUACGGCAAUAAGAAAGGGAUUGUUUUUUAACUUAAAGGCAGUACAAAAUAUUACCUUGAUAUAUAAAUGACUUACAAUUUAAAUAAUUGAUAAAUCAUUUUAAUUCAAAUUUGUGAGGACAUGUGCUUAAUUGUCACAAUGCAAAACUCUAAAUGGUCCUAAAAAUAGGCUUCAUUUUCUUUAUGCAACAUCUGUAACAUUACAUCACUAAGGUUCAGCUUAUUACGUUUGCAUUUGUUAGCAUCAUUAGUUAAUGCACUAUGAACUAACAUGUACUGACAAUGAACUAUUGUGUUUUUAUCAAUUAACAUUAAGAAAGAUUAAUAAAUGCUGUUUAAAAAUAGUUUAUUGCUAAAUAAUGAUACCAUCAUUCAAAUCAGACAUAUCUCCAUUCUUUUGAUUUUGGGCUGAAAUAUAACGUGCACAUGUUGAUCUUCCAUGCCUGAUCGUGACAGGUUUCGUUAUGUCAUGUUGUUAGUGAUGUUUAAAUGAGUAGCACCUCAUCGUAGUUUGUUGUUUCAGGCUUUCUUGACAGGAACAAUCUUCAGAAAGCUCGCACCACAUGCAGUAGAUAUCAGUAGGUGAUUGAGUAAAUGUCUUCUCCCUCACGGUAAGAUACAAGCUGUUGUUGUUGUCAGCCACACUAAUGGGAACCAGCAGCCGUUGCAUUCUAACAAUAACACGUAUUUAAUACUUUUUAUGUUUUCAAAAACCAAGAACUUAUUCCUCUGGCAAAAUUGUCACUGUACAUUUAAGAUGUUUUUGUAUGACAUAUUUGAAGUACAAACCAAACCAUUGAACUCAACCAAAUGUUACAUUACUUAACCGUAAUGCUGUAGGUUCAAAUGGUUUAUCAUGAGACUGUUUGUAUUACACAUAGGACAUUUUUAAUGACAUUUUUCAAAACACUGUGGUUGUAUAUUGGUUUAUAGAGAGAAAUUGAAACACCUGAUUGUUCAAAGACAAAAAUGAGAACGGAGUGAUUUAUGUCAUCUGAAAGCAGGGAAUUGCCUUGUAAUGUGAACCGUUUUAUUAGCGUUUUUAUAUAUAUAUUUUAUAUCUGAAUGGAUCUUGCUACCCAUUGUUGUGAGUGAAAGCACACAUGAAAAGACUUGACGUGGAAAGAUGAAAGGAAUUCUUGUCAUUGUUGGAUUAUUUGUCUAAUAAACAGUAUUCCUUACCCGAAACUGAAUAUGGAUGUCAAUGGUGAAGUGCGGUGAUAACCAGAUCUGUCAUUUUCUGAAGGUAUGAGUGGUGUUUGAAUGUGGAAAACACACUACCAAGAUGCUGGGUGGUUGCUAGCACUGUCAGAAAUUAACUUUGCUAUUAGGAGGCCAUAUUUGUCCCCUUGAUUUGGUAUAGUAAUGUGGCAAAAUUUGGCCACAUCCACACUUUAUUUUUUAAAUGCUUCGAUUUUGCCAAGUUUCAUUCAAACAGAGACUCACUCUCUGGAAAGCGAUGACGGUAGAACACUGAAAACAGAUUUCAAACUGAUAAGUGUAGGUGGGAUCUGAUCUCCAUAUAUACAAAUACUUUUGAUAAUUGCACCAUAUAUACCAUACUAUCAAGAUUUUUUGUGUACCAUUUAUGGAAAAUAACCAUGUGAGCAUGCUGUACCAAGUUUGUUUAUGUAAUCACUUUUGCCAUUUCAUUACCUCUUAAAUAUUACA
Xyrauchen texanus (razorback sucker) is the source of this 3301-nucleotide messenger RNA. Its product is annotated as nuclear inhibitor of protein phosphatase 1-like. The record is from RefSeq and is a predicted model, not a curated record. Gene Ontology annotation, molecular function: protein binding; mRNA binding; protein serine/threonine phosphatase inhibitor activity. The coding region runs from base 13 to 1071 and encodes 352 amino acids. The transcript is spliced from 7 exons. NCBI's taxonomy places the organism in Eukaryota, Metazoa, Chordata, Actinopteri, Cypriniformes, Catostomidae. Gene Ontology annotation, cellular component: nuclear speck.